Messenger RNA from Letharia columbiana, 1653 nucleotides. RefSeq lists its product as uncharacterized. Gene Ontology annotation, biological process: transcription by RNA polymerase III. Gene Ontology annotation, molecular function: protein binding. NCBI's taxonomy places the organism in Eukaryota, Fungi, Ascomycota, Lecanoromycetes, Lecanorales, Parmeliaceae. The transcript is spliced from 3 exons. Bases 1 to 1653 code for a protein of 550 amino acids. Gene Ontology annotation, cellular component: transcription factor TFIIIC complex. The record is from RefSeq and is a predicted model, not a curated record.
AUGGAAAUGGCUUCAUGCUAUAAAGCAAUUGGACUUAGGACCGAAGCCGAAGACUGCUACAUGAUUGUUGUCGACAGUGACAAAGGAAGCCCAGAAGCACGGCGAAGACUAUUAGAGAUGUGCUCAGAAUCAGACGUGUCUCCAAAAGGAGCACCAACUACCGAUGAGGUAGUCUCGGUAAAACAGCACAAAGCAAGAAAACGUGUAGGAGGAAAGGAAGCAAAGCAGCCAAAAAAAAGUAAGGCUCUACCUUCUUGGGCAACGACUAUGCUUGCCCCCCGUCUGGUGCCUCAGUCAGCCAAGCAGAUUUCUCUCGAAAGGGAGGAAGCCCAAGAGGAAGAUGUUAAUGCUCUUUUCCUCCGGAGAGAGGCUCUCACAGAGCAAGCUAGAAAUGGCGAUGAAAGCUCGAAGACCGAAUGGAUGGCAAUUACGAAGACAUUGAUUCAAGGAUUCAAAGACAACAAGGUUUUCUACCCGCUUGACAAGCACCAUAAAUUUUAUGGAUAUUCCAGAGAAGCUCGGUCGAUGGCGGCAAGACCAAAACACGAGUUGGAUGCUCUCGCAGAACAAUCAAAGUCACACUUAGAAACAGCACAAGGCGAUCAGAUCGUCAUUCCCGCCGAUUACUGCGGAAUACCGUUCGAUUGCUGGCUAGAAAUCUUCCUCGCGUAUGCCUUGACGCUUGCACACGGGGGAAACAUCCUGUCUUCAUACGAGAUCAUCGCUGCCGCUUUCCAUGCUAAUGUAUUUUACCACUCGCCAGAGUCGCUUUUCCUCAUCCAUGUCUGUUGGUUUACAUGUGCCUUACUUGGAAACGACGACGAAACACUCUGUAAUAUUGCUCGCUGGUUCAUGAAGGAGUAUCAAUUCGUCACUGAUGGCUACCGCCUGUUUUCGGCACUCAACAGACUUUCUGAUACUGAGAAUUCUUGGUACAACUGUGGUCCCUCGCAGAAAUAUAUACUUCGACAGCUCAAGGCCGUGGACUUCUCCCUGUUAGGCGACAGUCGCCGCAAAAGCUUGUUCCAAGAGAGAGCUUCUUACACCACUAAAGACGACAACGGCAAUCAAAUACGAGCUCAAGAGAUGGAUGUUGUGUUGCUCAUGCUCUACGGUCAUAUACUUUACGCUGGUAAAAGCUAUGCUUACGCAGUUAGUACGUCUGAACGUCCCAUCCAAGGCUUGGCGGCCGAUUAUCGCAAUGGCUUACUCCUGAUACUCAACGCAGACUAUUUCUUGCGCGCUCUCGCUCUUGACCCAACAAACGUUAUGAUCAAAUUUUCCCUAGCCCUGGGAUACCUACACUAUGCGCUCAAGCGACAAGCCGACAACCGGCACCAUAUAUUGAUGCAAGGCCUGGCUUUUCUAUUAGAGUACUACGAUUGCCGACAACGGUCUAGUAGAUCCUCAGAGAAGCAGGAAGCGGAGUACAAUGUGGCUCAUGCUUAUCACCUAUUGGGCUUGACCCAUCUCGCGAUUCCAUACUAUGAACGAUGCCUAGCCAUGAGCGCGGCUGCGCAAGUUGAGGAGUCAGGUUGCCGAGCAGAAGAUAUUGCACAAGAGGCAGCCUUUGCUUUGCAAAAUCUUUGGGCAGCAAGCGGCAAUAUGGAGAAGGCUUGGGAGAUCACGGAGAAGUGGCUAGUGGUCAGAUAA